Molecule: messenger RNA, 1970 nt
Organism: Musa acuminata subsp. malaccensis (wild Malaysian banana)
Lineage: Eukaryota; Viridiplantae; Streptophyta; Magnoliopsida; Zingiberales; Musaceae
Product: probable apyrase 2
Molecular function (GO): hydrolase activity
Source: RefSeq, a predicted model, not a curated record
GUUUCCCUUCGCCUCUAAUUUCCCCUCUUGCGAUCGAGGAGGGAGAGAGGAUCGAGAGAGAGGAAGGUCUUGGGGGAGAUCGCGCUGCGUUCUGUCGCCUUCGAACCCUUCUCUCGAUCUCGAACUCAAUUCUCUACAAGUAAGCUGGAUCCGUCGCAAGAGACGCCGUUGAAGCCACCGACGCCGACACCGUCGUCGUCGUCCAACGGCCUGAUCCGUUAUCGGUCUCCGUCCGCCCCGGAGCUCAGCCGCGCCCCGGCCGAGCUCGAAGCCAAGAUGAAGCGGGCGCGCCAGGAGUCCUUCCCUGACAAGAUCCAGCGCUUCCGCGGCGUCAUCCUCGUCGUCGCUGUCCCCCUCCUCCUCAUUUCCUUCGUCCUCUUCCUCAUGCCCCGAUCUCCGGCGACGAUCUCCAUCGCCGGAAGGAAGGCGAUGCCCGGCGGCGGCGAGCCGAGAUCUAAGAGUUAUGCUGUUAUCUUUGACGCGGGGAGUUCGGGGAGCAGGGUUCACGUCUACUGCUUUGAUGAGAACUUGGAUCUUCUCCACAUAGGGAUGGAGUUGGAGCUCUUUAUACAGAAAAAACCAGGCUUGAGCUUCUAUGCUAACGAUCCUCAGGAGGCUGCAAAUUCUCUUGUUCCUCUGUUGGAGAAAGCUGAAAGUGUUGUUCCAGUGGAAUUGCGACAGAAAACACCUGUCAGAGUUGGGGCUACCGCAGGUCUGCGAGCUUUGGGAGCUGAAACAUCUGAAAAAAUUUUGCAAGCGGUAAGAGAUCUCCUUCAACGCAAGAGCUCGCUGAAGUUCAAUCCAGAUUGGGUGACUGUCCUUGAUGGAACUCAGGAAGGUGCUUUCCAAUGGGUCACUAUUAACUAUCUAUUAGGAAAACUUGGAAAGUCUUAUGCAAAGACUGUUGGAGUAGUUGACUUGGGGGGUGGAUCUGUUCAAAUGGCUUAUGCCAUCUCGGAAAAAGAUGCUGCAAAUGCUCCGAAAGUGUCAGAUGGACAGGAUUCAUAUGUGCAGGAAUUGUUUCUGAAGGGAACUAGAUAUUACUUAUACGUCCACAGUUACUUGCACUAUGGUCUAUUGGCUGCUCGUGCAGAGAUUCUGAAGAUCACGGAGGAUCGCAGCAACUGCAUUUUGGGUGGCUACGAUGGGUCAUACAAGUACGGUGGCAAGGCAUACAAAGCAUCAGCAUCACCAUCUGGUGCCAGCUUUUCCAAAUGCAGGGAUGAUGCAAUUAAGGCUCUCAAAGUUGAUGAACCAGCAUGCACUCACAUGAAGUGUACAUUUGGUGGCAUCUGGAACGGCGGAGGUGGAGAUGGGCAGAAACAUCUAUUUGUGGCAUCCUUUUUCUUUGACAGAGCUGCCGAGGCUGGGUUUGUAGAUAGCGAGAAGCCAACUGCUAAGGUUAAACCUGCAUAUUUCAAGAAGGCUGCAAAGCAGGCUUGCCAAUUGAGUGUUGAGGAUGCUAAGACCAAAUAUCCUCUUGUCCAAGAUGAUAACCUUCCCUAUUUGUGCAUGGAUCUCGUGUACCAGUACACUUUGCUGGUAGAUGGGUUUGAUGUAGAUCCAGAUCACGAUAUUACACUGGUAAAGAAGGUCAAAUAUGCCGACGCGGUUGUUGAGGCAGCAUGGCCCCUCGGUAGCGCCAUUGAAGUUGCAUCGUCACCAUAAGGUCAAUCUACUUUUCGCUAUUGCAGCUACAACAAAGAUUCCACACUGAAGCAUUCUACUCCAUGGUGUGGUGGUUUUGCCUGUGGGAUAUCAAAGCAUCUAUCGAGCCUGGUGGUUAUGAAAGAAGGUUAAGCUGCAGCAAGGGAUCCCGUAAUCACAAUUUUGCAUUCGAUUAAUUGGCUUACAGUUGUAACUCAAUAAAAAAAAAAAAGAUGUAGGACUGCAAUUUAUAGAUUUGCAUGCUGAAUUCUCAUAUUCAAUUUUUCAUGCAGUUGAAUGAGAUUUCAUACGCAUUUUUUUUA